GUUUGAUUAGCCCAUCUCACUAAAGAGCAGCGUUUGUUCAUUUUGAGCGUUUUUGGACAGGAAAUCGAUCUACAGGAUAACAUUUUCAGAAAGGAAAACAGUAUGGGACGAUGGCUUGUUGGUACAAGUGACUCUGUUUGGGAAAUUGUAAACACGAAACCUUGGAGGAAGAACAGUGUUCAAGAUCAAAAGCAUGAUGACUCCCGAUGAAAACACCACCAAAUGAUGAACCCACGAGCCAAGAGGAACUUCUACUUGGCAGCCCCUGACUUGCUGGAUCCUAAAUCUGCUGCUCAGAACUCCAAACCGAGGCUCUCGUUCUCCACGAAACCCACCGUGCUUGCUUCCCGGGUAGAGAGUGACACGGCCAUUAAUGUUAUGAAAUGGAAGACGGUCUCCACAAUCUUUCUGGUGGUCGUCCUCUACCUGAUCAUCGGAGCCACCGUGUUCAAGGCACUGGAGCAACCCCAGGAGAUCUCUCACAGGACCACCAUUGUGAUCCAGAAGCAAAGUUUCCUAUCCCAGCAUGCCUGUAUCAACUCCUCCGAGCUGGACCAGCUCAUCCAGGUAACGUCUCCAGUGCAUCGCUACUGCUCCUUCUCCCAAAGGAAAGACAAGCAAAUAGUGGCAGCAAUAAAUGCAGGGAUUCUACCCCUGGGAAACACCUCCAAUCAAAUCAGUCACUGGGACUUGGGAAGCUCCUUCUUCUUUGCUGGCACGGUUAUCACCACCAUAGGGUUUGGAAACAUCUCACCUCGCACAGAAGGUGGGAAAAUCUUCUGCAUCAUCUAUGCCUUACUGGGGAUUCCCCUCUUUGGUUUUCUGCUGGCUGGAGUUGGAGAUCAACUAGGAACCAUCUUUGGAAAAGGAAUUGCCAAAGUGGAAGAUACCUUUAUUAAGUGGAAUGUCAGUCAGACCAAGACCCGCAUCAUCUCCACCAUCAUCUUCAUCCUGUUCGGCUGCGUCCUCUUCGUGGCUCUUCCUGCGGUCAUUUUCAAGCACAUAGAAGGCUGGAGCGCCCUGGAUGCCAUCUACUUUGUGGUCAUCACCCUGACAACCAUUGGGUUUGGUGACUACGUGGCAGGUGGAUCAGACAUCGAGUACCUGGACUUCUACAAGCCCGUGGUGUGGUUUUGGAUCCUCGUAGGACUUGCUUACUUCGCCGCUGUUCUGAGCAUGAUUGGAGACUGGCUGCGGGUGAUCUCUAAAAAGACGAAGGAGGAGGUGGGAGAGUUUAGAGCACAUGCUGCGGAGUGGACAGCCAACGUCACGGCCGAGUUUAAAGAAACCCGGAGGCGGCUGAGCGUGGAGAUCUAUGACAAAUUCCAGCGUGCCACCUCUGUGAAGCGGAAGCUGUCUGCGGAGCUGGCUGGGAACCACAGCCAGGAGCUGACUCCUUGCAGGAGGACCCUGUCAGUGAACCAUCUGACCAGCGAGAGGGACGUCUUGCCUCCCCUACUGAAGACGGAAAGCAUCUAUCUGAACGGUCUGACGCCACACUGUGCUGGAGAAGAGAUAGCCGUGAUCGAAAACAUUAAGUAGCUCUUCUGUGGAAGAGCCUGAGGCACAGCCAUAGGGGAGGACUUCUCUAGGCUCUCUGUGACUGUUGCUGGUAGCAUUUAAACCUUGUGCAUGAGCUGGAAAGGGAAAGCAGAUAGACACUCCUCCCAUCCUGGUCACCUGCCACCCAGGGUGUUGGAGUCCUAAGCCAGCACUCUCUCUGAGGAGGCUGUGAGACAUCCACUUUAUUACAAGUGGAAGGCUAAGCAAUGUCUGAUGCCUUUUUUUGUGCCCAGACUGUUUCCCUGCCCCCACCUUUUACCCUGAUGUGCCACGAGGCCUCAGAAUGAGUGAUGGUGACUGUUUUUGAUGACAGCGUAGCUUGGAGGGAUCAGUCCUUGACUUUUCAGGGUUUACCUAGCUGAGCCUGGAUACGGACCAUUUAUAGAUGACAACAUUUCUAUUUGUAAAUGGCCAAGAAAUUCUUAUGCAGCCUUUUACCUAAGAAAUUUUCUGACAGUGCCUUACCUUAUGAAGAAACAGAACUUUCUCCAGCUGACACGUGGUUUCUCCCUCCCCGCCCCUUCCCCGAGGUGCACCUCUGCCGACUUUGUCCCCCCCCCCCCCCCCGCCGGGAGCAGUGUGUAGCGUGAGUGAGGUGCUGUCGGCAUAGCAGCGGAGGGAAGGCCCCUGAAGCACCGCGCAGAAGCUGGAGGUGGAGGCACUGCAGAGAGGCGCAGGGAUGGCCCUCUGAGGAUUUAUUUGACUCAGGUACCCACGGUACAAUUCUACAUAAGUACAUACAUAGCAUAAUUGUUACCAGGCUGGUAACACUGGCUGCUCCCCAACAGAUCCCUCUUUCCUGGCAGUAUUGGGAAUUCAUCAUUUAUUAGUAACUGAACCUUUUAAAGACAGAAAAGGAAAUAAAGCUCAUAUGUAUGAAUAAUCAGAACAAAACCGUUGAAAUCAGAAUCGCUGGAGGUGGUUUAGACCGUUUGCAUGGGUCUGUUCUGAUGAAGGAAGAGUGGCAAAGUGCCAGGAGAAGUCGCUACUAAACCUUACACUGCCAGCUUCGGAUUGUUUGUUUGAUGUAUGAAAGGCUUAUUUCCCUUUCUUGAGUGACUUUUGCCAAAUUGGGGACUGGGGUGAUGCCCAGGGAGAGGGAAAGCAGGGCUCUAGCCACCCACAGGUCCCUUUGGAGUUGUUAGUAGGUGUGAGAGCAGAGGCUGAGAUUGGGGCCACUGUGAUUUUGCACACGGAUACUUGUACACUGCAGGCAGAAUUCAUCUCUGGCAUUAUAGAAAACGCUGUUAUAGCACAAGUUAAACCUUGAGAGUUAUUUUUUUUAAGAUAUAAAAGGCUGAUAAUCCUUCUGAGUUUAAAUUUAUAUCCUGUAAUUCCUCGGAUGUUUCUGAGACUCAGAAAAGUUUCAGUAAAUGAACCCAGUAAAUUGCUACCCUCUCCUUUAUUUUCAUACUUAGAUCUGCUGUACAUUGUAUAUAUAUAUAAUUUUUAAAAUGCAGAAAGGAAAUUAUCUCCUUAAAAAUAAUUGCAAAACUGAUUUCUUCUAUCUUUUGGGAGAGUAGUAGGCAUAUUUGAAAAGAUGGUAUUCAGAUUAGGUCUUAAGAAAUAAAUCCAGGACCUUUAAAACAGACUAAUAGAUUAUUUUCCAAAAUUAAGCUAGACAUGUAAAUAUUCAGUUAACUUGCUGAAAGUACUUUUAUAAACCUAAAGAAUUCUAACCAAAAUUUUAGAAAGUCAGGCUGUUUUUAGGAAGAAAGCUACACCCGUUUCCUGAGUAACUGUCCUGCAGGCUCAUGUGGUGGAACGCACCAUGUAUAAACUGUGAACUGUAUCAGAAAAUAAAGUUUAUAACUAAAGUCAGCA
Molecule: messenger RNA, 3387 nt
Organism: Jaculus jaculus (lesser Egyptian jerboa)
Lineage: Eukaryota; Metazoa; Chordata; Mammalia; Rodentia; Dipodidae
Gene: Kcnk2
Product: potassium two pore domain channel subfamily K member 2
Exons: 7
Coding region: 223-1542 (439 amino acids)
Biological process (GO): potassium ion transmembrane transport; stabilization of membrane potential
Cellular component (GO): membrane
Molecular function (GO): outward rectifier potassium channel activity; potassium ion leak channel activity
Source: RefSeq, a predicted model, not a curated record